Bacillus rossius redtenbacheri is the source of this 4296-nucleotide messenger RNA. Its product is annotated as streptococcal hemagglutinin-like. NCBI's taxonomy places the organism in Eukaryota, Metazoa, Arthropoda, Insecta, Phasmatodea, Bacillidae. The transcript is spliced from 5 exons. The coding region runs from base 1 to 4296 and encodes 1431 amino acids. The record is from RefSeq and is a predicted model, not a curated record.
AUGGGGAUCUCUGAAGCUCUCAGAAACAUUGCUAUCGGGCUCUACGCUGUUGAUGGUAGGCCUUACAUUCAGGUCGAUGUUAAUGAUGGUGCGUGGCUUGGCCGGGUUUUGAACUCCGCCUUCGGCAGUGCCGAGGGUCAGGUCGUGGACCCCGCCUUCAGCAGUGCCGAGGGCCGGGUUGCGGACCCCGCCUUCAGCAGUGCCGAGGGCCGGGUUGCGGACCCCGCCUUCAGCAGUGCCGAGGGCCGGGUUGCGGACCCCGCCUUCAGCAGUGCCGAGGGCCGGGUUGCGGCCCCCGCCUUCAGCAGUGCCGAGGGCCGGGUUGCGGACCCCGCCUUCAGCAGUGCCGAGGGCCGGGUUGCGGACCCCGCCUUCAGCAGUGCCGAGGGCCGGGUUGCGAACUCCGCCUUCAGCAGUGCCGAGGGCCGGGUUGCGGACCCCGCCUUCAGCAGUGCCGAGGGCCGGGUUGCGGCCCCCGCCUUCAGCAAUGCCGAGGGCCGGGUUGCGGACCCCGCCUUCAGCAGUGCCGAGGCCGGCAGUGCCGAGGGCCGGGUUGCGGACCCCGCCUUCAGCAGUGUCGAGGGCCGGGUUGCGGACCCCGCCUUCAGCAAUGCCGAGGGCCGGGUUGCGGACCCCGCCUUCAGCAGUGCCGAGGCCGGGUUGCGGACCCCGCCUUCAGCAGCGUCGAGGGCCGGGUUGCGGACCCCGCCUUCAGCAGCGUCGAGGCCGGGUUGCGGACCCCGCCUUCAGCAGCGUCGAGGCCGGGUUGCGGACCCCGCCUUCAGCAGUGCCGAGGGCCGGGUUGCGGACCCCGCCUUCAGCAGUGCCGAGGGCCGGGUUGCGGACCCCGCCUUCAGCAGUGUCGAGGGCCGGGUUGCGGACCCCGCCUUCAGCAGUGCCGAGGGCCGGGUCGUGGACCCCGCCUUCAGCAGUGCCGAGGGCCGGGUCGCGGACCCCGCCUUCAGCAGUGCCGAGGGCCGGGUCGUGGACCCCGCCUUCAGCAGUGUCGAGGGCCGGGUUGCGGACCCCGCCUUCAGCAGUGCCGAGGGCCGGGUCGUGGACCCCGCCUUCAGCAGUGCCGAGGGCCGGGUUGCGGACCCCGCCUUCAGCAGUGCCGAGGGCCGGGUCGUGGACCCCGCCUUCAGCAGUGCCGAGGGCCGGGUUGCGGACCCCGCCUUCAGCAGUGCCGAGGGCCGGGUCGUGGACCCCGCCUUCAGCAGUGCCGAGGGCCGGGUCGCGGACCCCGCCUUCAGCAGUGCCGAGGGCCGGGUCGUGGACCCCGCCUUCAGCAGUGUCGAGGGCCGGGUUGCGGACCCCGCCUUCAGCAGUGCCGAGGGCCGGGUCGUGGACCCCGCCUUCAGCAGUGCCGAGGGCCGGGUUGCGGACCCCGCCUUCAGCAGUGUCGAGGCCGGGUUGCGGACCCCGCCUUCAGCAGCGUCGAGGCCGGGUUGCGGACCCCGCCUUCAGCAGUGCCGAGGGCCGGGCGGGGUCCGCAACCCGGCCCUCGACACUGCUGAAGGCGGGGUCCGCAACCCGGCCCUCGGCACUGCUGAAGGCGGAGUUCGCAACCCGGCCCUCGGCACUGCUGAAGGCGGGGUCCGCAACCCGGCCCUCGGCACUGCUGAAGGCGGGGUCCGCAACCCGGCCCUCGGCACUGCUGAAGGCGGGGGCCGCAACCCGGCCCUCGGCACUGCUGAAGGCGGGGUCCGCAACCCGGCCCUCGGCACUGCUGAAGGCGGGGUCCGCAACCCGGCCCUCGGCACUGCUGAAGGCGGGGUCCGCAACCCGGCCCUCGGCACUGCUGAAGGCGGGGUCCACGACCUGACCCUCGGCACUGCCGAAGGCGGAGUUCAAAACCCGGCCAAGCCACGCACCUGCGACUCGUCAUCCGACAGACAGCUAGAGCUAGAGCACGGCUGUGUCGUCGCGAGGGUAAACUUUAUAAACGAGGGCCGGGUUGCGGACCCCGCCUUCAGCAGUGCCGAGGGCCGGGUUGUUAACUCCGCCUUCAGCAGUGCCGAGGGCCGGGUUGCGGACCCCGCCUUCAGCAGUGCCGAGGGCCGGGUUGCGGACCCCGCCUUCAGCAGUGCCGAGGGCCGGGUUGCGGACCCCGCCUUCAGCAGUGCCGAGGGCCGGGUUGCGGACCCCGCCUUCAGCAGUGCCGAGGGCCGGGUUGCGGACCCCGCCUUCAGCAGUGCCGAGGGCCGGGUUGCGGACCCCGCCUUCAGCAGUGCCGAGGGCCGGGUUGUUAACUCCGCCUUCAGCAGUGCCGAGGGCCGGGUUGCGGACCCCGCCUUCAGCAGUGUCGAGGGCCGGGUUGCGGACCCCGCCUUCAGCAGUGCCGAGGGCCGGGUUGCGGACCCCGCCUUCAGCAGUGCCGAGGGCCGGGUUGCGGACCCCGCCUUCAGCAGUGCCGAGGGCCGGGUUGUUAACUCCGCCUUCAGCAGUGCCGAGGGCCGGGUUGCGGACCCCGCCUUCAGCAGUGUCGAGAGCCGGGUUGCGGACCCCGCCUUCAGCAGUGCCGAGGGCCGGGUUGCGGACCCCGCCUUCAGCAGUGCCGAGGGCCGGGUUGCGGACCCCGCCUUCAGCAGUGCCGAGGGCCGGGUUGUUAACUCCGCCUUCAGCAGUGCCGAGGGCCGGGUUGCGGACCCCGCCUUCAGCAGUGCCGAGGGCCGGGUUGCGGCCCCCGCCUUCAGCAGUGCCGAGGGCCGGGUUGCGGACCCCGCCUUCAGCAGUGCCGAGGGCCGGGUUGUUAACUCCGCCUUCAGCAGUGCCGAGGGCCGGGUUGCGGACCCCGCCUUCAGCAGUGCCGAGGGCCGGGUUGUUAACUCCGCCUUCAGCAGUGCCGAGGGCCGGGUUGCGGACCCCGCCUUCAGCAAUGCCGGGGGCCGGGUUGUUAACUCCGCCUUCAGCAGUGCCGAGGGCCGGGUUGCGGACCCCGCCUUCAGCAGUGCCGAGGGCCGGGUUGUUAACUCCGCCUUCAGCAGUGUCGAGGGCCGGGUUGCGGACCCCGCCUUCAGCAGUGCCGAGGGCCGGGUUGCGGACCCCGCCUUCAGCAGUGCCGAGGGCCGGGUUGUUAACUCCGCCUUCAGCAGUGCCGAGGGCCGGGUUGCGGACCCCGCCUUCAGCAGUGCCGAGGGCCGGGUUGUUAACUCCGCCUUCAGCAGUGUCGAGGGCCGGGUUGCGGACCCCGCCUUCAGCAGUGCCGAGGGCCGGGUUGUUAACUCCGCCUUCAGCAGUGCCGAGGGCCGGGUUGCGGACCCCGCCUUCAGCAAUGCCGGGGGCCGGGUUGUUAACUCCGCCUUCAGCAGUGCCGAGGGCCGGGUUGCGGACCCCGCCUUCAGCAGUGCCGAGGGCCGGGUUGUUAACUCCGCCUUCAGCAGUGUCGAGGGCCGGGUUGUUAACUCCGCCUUCAGCAGUGCCGAGGGCCGGGUUGCGGACCCCGCCUUCAGCAAUGCCGGGGGCCGGGUUGUUAACUCCGCCUUCAGCAGUGCCGAGGGCCGGGUUGCGGACCCCGCCUUCAGCAGUGCCGAGGGCCGGGUUGUUAACUCCGCCUUCAGCAGUGUCGAGGGCCGGGUUGCGGACCCCGCCUUCAGCAGUGCCGAGGGCCGGGUUGUUAACUCCGCCUUCAGCAGUGCCGAGGGCCGGGUUGCGGACCCCGCCUUCAGCAGUGUCGAGGGCCGGGUUGCGGACCCCGCCUUCAGCAGUGCCGAGGGCCGGGUUGUUAACUCCGCCUUCAGCAGUGCCGAGGGCCGGGUUGCGGACCCCGCCUUCAGCAAUGCCGGGGGCCGGGUUGUUAACUCCGCCUUCAGCAGUGCCGAGGGCCGGGUUGCGGACCCCGCCUUCAGCAGUGCCGAGGGCCGGGUUGCGGACCCCGCCUUCAGCAGUGUCGAGGGCCGGGUUGCGGACCCCGCCUUCAGCAGUGUCGAGGGCCGGGUUGCGGACCCCGCCUUCAGCAGUGCCGAGGGCCGGGUUGUUAACUCCGCCUUCAGCAGUGCCGAGGGCCGGGUUGCGGACCCCGCCUUCAGCAGUGCCGAGGGCCGGGUUGCGGACCCCGCCUUCAGCAGUGCCGAGGGCCGGGUUGUUAACUCCGCCUUCAGCAGUGCCGAGGGCCGGGUUGCGGACCCCGCCUUCAGCAGUGCCGAGGGCCGGGUUGCGGACCCCGCCUUCAGCAAUGCCGGGGGACGGGUUGCGGACCCCGCUUUCAGCAGUGCCGAGGGCCGGGUUGUGAACUCCGCCUUCAGCAGUGCCGGGGGCUGGUGUUUGCGAACCCACGACACCCAGGCUGUGGUUUGA